Lachancea thermotolerans CBS 6340 is the source of this 873-nucleotide messenger RNA. It is a transcript of the gene MRPL10, whose product is annotated as mitochondrial 54S ribosomal protein uL15m. The transcript has a single exon. Gene Ontology annotation, biological process: translation. Lineage: Eukaryota; Fungi; Ascomycota; Saccharomycetes; Saccharomycetales; Saccharomycetaceae. The record is from RefSeq and is a predicted model, not a curated record. Gene Ontology annotation, cellular component: mitochondrial large ribosomal subunit. Gene Ontology annotation, molecular function: structural constituent of ribosome. The coding region runs from base 1 to 873 and encodes 290 amino acids.
AUGCUUUUGACACGCUCUACUGGGGUUUUCCAGGGGAUUCAGACCGGCUUGAGGCAGCUCGCCGUCUCGCAAUGCCGGCAGGUUUCUAUUCUUUCCCAGCUACGCCCUUCAGAGGGCUCGAUUAAGGCAUACAAAAGAGUCGGAAGAGGUCCGUCCUCUGGCAGAGGUAAAACGUCGACAAGAGGUCAGAAGGGUCAGAAAGCGCGCGGGAAGGUUAAGUCGUGGUUCGAGGGUGGCCAGACGCCCAUCUACAAGCUGUUUCCCAAGAUCGGUUUCACAAACGUCACAUCUCUGACGCUCAACGAGCUGAAUCUGGAAAGAAUAAUGUGGUUCCACCGCAAAGGGCGCCUGAACCUGGCCCCCGGUGAGACUCUGGACAUGAAGAAAAUGAAAGACAUCGGGCUGGUGACGGGCUCCAUAAAGCAUGGGAUCAAGGUCCUGGGCGAGGGCAAACAGUUCUACAACCUCCCCAUCAAGAUUGAGGCUACAAGAGCCUCUAAGGACGCCAUCCAGGCCAUCGAAAAGGCGGGCGGUGAGUUCACCGCUCGCUACUUCAACCAACUGGGUCUAAAAGCGCAUCUAAGUCCCCAAUGGUUUUUGCAAAAGAGGGGCAGAAUACCGCUGCAAGCGAGACCCGUCAAGCGUAAGGACAUCGACUACUACAGCAACGAGAAGAAGCGCGGGUACUUGGUGAAGGAGAACGACCCACUGCUGCAGCAGAUCCAGCAAGCCCAAGCGGGGGGCCACGAUCACCUUGUGAAGAAGGGCGGCAAGAAAUCCGCGUUGGAGCUGCAGUUGGAGAGCGUCCAAGAUAUGCACGCCUCCAAGUCUGCGCCAUCCCGCAUCAUAACGUUGGAGGAGCUAACAAAAUAG